AUGGAGAAGUUUACCUAUCUGAGGUCAGCUCUCUCCGGCGAUGCACUGAAGGAGAUACUCUCUAUUGAGCUGUCAGAUGCUAAUUACAUCAUAGCUUGGGAAAUUCUUACGGAGCGAAAAGAAGGUUAUGAGAGCAUCAACUAUCUCAUAACUGAGUUUGAGAAAAACCUAAUGAUGCUGCAAAAAGUUGGCGAAGACACCGAUGGUUGGAGCACCAUACUAGCGCAUAUGCUCUACUCCAGGCUAGAUUCUCUCACUCUGAGAAAUUGGGAAACUCAUCACAACAGCACAGAAGUGCCAAAAUACGAGGACAUGAGAAAGUUCCUACGCAACUACUGUUCCGUUCUGCAGUCAGUCGCUCCUGCCAAAGAACCCCGCUCCAAUAUCGCCGAUCACAAGCAGUCUAGAGGUCAGUCAGUAUGCCAUACAGCGUUUAAGUCGCCCAAUCGAUGUCCAUUUUGCACCGAACCAUGGCAUUCGCCCUUCCACUGCCAAAGAUUCCUUCGAAUGAAAAUUGCAGAACGCCUUGAAGCCGUCAAUCGAAGUAGAGUCUGCCGAAAUUGUCUGCAGCCUGGACAUUUUGCAUCGAAUUGCAAUCGUAGCAGUUGUCGGUUGUGUCAACAAAGGCAUCACACUAUACUGCAUGCUACGCGAUCCUCCGUUCAAAAUCCGUCGAAUUCGAGACCCAGUCAACAGUCAAAUGCACAACCUAUUACCCAAAGAAGCACCCAAGUUUAUGCACAGCAAACUCACCAACAGCAAAGACAACACGCCAGACCAAUAGUUACGGAACACCCACACACUCAAACACAAAAUGCAACACACAAUUCACACAACCCAACCACACAAUUCAAUUCUCCCGUGCCAAGCACAAGCCAAAAUUACGUCGCACUUCCUGCUAAACCUACAGCAAAUAUUCUGCUUUCUACCGCACUUAUCAAGAUUAAGGACCGUCACGGUAAUGCUCUGAUUGCUAGAGCUUUGUUGGAUUCCUGCUCGCAACAUUGCCUCAUGACUCGAGAGUUUUCGAGAAAGCUGAAGUUCAAAGAAUCGCCAACGUUUUUGUCAGUCCAGGGUAUCGGUUCGUCUCAGUCAGUUUCGACGAAGAGCAUAAGUGCUGAAGUUGGUCCACGAUCGCCGAAAAUCUCUGAAUUCCAAGAAACUAUGGAGUUUUUCGUGUUGCCAAAACUUACCCUUCAACUACCUACGACAUCGUUUGAUCCUUCGUUUAUGUCGCUUCCCGAUUCCGCUUUGCUAGCUGAUCCUUACUUCCACGAAUCAAAGCGGAUCGAUAUCAUAAUCGGUGCCGAAUAUUAUUUGGACUUGUUGAAGGAUGAACGUCAGAAAAUGUCGAAAAACGGUCCCACGCUUCAGAAUACAGUUUUUGGUUGGAUUGUGUCAGGUCGAGUGGUAGAAGCUCCAUCGGAAGUGUCGCACACCUUAGUCUGUUCUACAAGCGACUUACAAAAGCAGCUCACGAGAUUCUGGGAGCUAGAAACAUGUCGUGUCACUAGCACUCAUUCCAUUGAGGAGUCGAUGUGCGAAAGGAUUUUUAAGCAAACCACAAUGAGAGAUGAAGCAGGACGUUUCGUUGUUACCCUACCGAAGAAAGAGUCAGUUUUGUGUCAGUUAGGCGAUUCGAUGCACUCAGCUACUAAACGUUUUCUAGCAUUGGAAAGGCGUCUGGAUGCUAAUCCAGAGUUGAAGAAGGAGUAUGCAGCUUUCAUCCACGAAUAUCUCGAUCUUGGUCAUAUGAAAGAGAUUUUAGAAAGCGCUGAACAAGAACGAAGUUAUUACAUGCCUCACCAUGCUGUCCUGAAGCCCGACAGUACCACUACAAAGUUAAGAGUCGUUUUCGACGCGUCUUGUCGAACAUCAACCGGAAUUUCGCUCAACGAUGCGUUAAUGGUCGGACCUGUGGUACAAGAUGAACUGGUGGACAUUAUUCUGCGAUUCCGGCUUCAUCGAUAUGCCGUCGUUGCAGAUGUAGCUAAAAUGUAUCGAAUGGUUAGAGUUCAAGAGUCAGAUCAACCUCUUCAGAGAAUCCUAUGGCGUGAUUCUAGUGAUGAAUUCAUACGUAUUUUCCAACUUACAACCGUGACGUAUGGUACAUCAUCAGCACCGUAUUUAGCGACAAGAUGUUUGCAAGAGUUGGCUAAUCAAGAAGCCGAAAAUUGUCCGAUCGCGUCAGAAGUGCUUAAGAAAUCAUUUUACGUUGAUGAUAUGCUCGCAGGAGUUGGGUCUGUUGAAGAAGGCAAGCUUCUUGUGAGAGAAAUGAUGAAGGUUAUGAAGUCAGCUGGAAUGUCAUUACGAAAGUAUGUGUCGAAUGAGUCAGAAAUCCUUGAAGAAGUGUCAGUUGAUCUUCGAGAAGAAAGAUCAGUGUUAGAACUUGAUGCCUCCCAAUCUACAGUUAAGACACUAGGCUUGAAGUGGCAGCCUAGCUCAGAUGAAUUUCAGUUCAGCACUGUGUGA
Molecule: messenger RNA, 2472 nt
Organism: Uranotaenia lowii
Lineage: Eukaryota; Metazoa; Arthropoda; Insecta; Diptera; Culicidae
Exons: 2
Coding region: 1-2472 (823 amino acids)
Molecular function (GO): nucleic acid binding; zinc ion binding
Source: RefSeq, a predicted model, not a curated record